GUAUCCCUUAGGUUCACAAUACUAAUUAGACCACACCAUUUCUCUUCCCUCUAUAUAUAAUGCUUAAAGAUACAUUCACAUACAUAAAAGUAAAAACCAUCUCUCAAACCUUCAACCUAUCUACAAUAUACACAUAACUGAUUAAUUAAUAGUUACACCAAAUAUUCCAAACCCUAAUUAUCUUUCAAAGUUGAAACAAUUCAAGCUAGCAAGCCUAAACAUUUUUCAUCUAACUUCAUCUUCGUCUUGGAUCUAGCUACUUCAUAUAGGAGAAAUUAAAGAGGAUCCUCAUGCACGUAAUGCAUAGCAUGAAAGCUGAGCUAAAAGGAGCAUCCUCUAUCUCCUUCCAAAACCACAGCCUCUUCAACACAGCACCACACAGUUCACUCACCGGAGCACUCAAAGGGUGUCUCGGAAGCCUCGACGGCGCGUGCAUCGAGAAGCUUCUUCUCCACUGCGCAAGCGCCUUGGAGAGCAACGAUGUAACCUUGGCUCAACAAGUGAUGUGGGUCCUCAACAACGUUGCUUCACCAACCGGUGACACAAAUCAAAGGCUCACAUCAUGGUUCCUCAGAGCACUGAUCUCUAGGGCUUCAAGGAUUUGCCCUACAGCCUUGAGUUUCAAGGGGAGUAGCAACAACAUUCAGAGGAGGUUGAUGACGGUUACCGAGCUAGCAGGAUACGUGGAUCUCAUUCCAUGGCACAGGUUUGGGUUUUGUGCUUCAAAUAAUGAGAUUUUCAAAGCAAUUUUAGGGUUCCAAAGGGUACAUAUCUUAGACUUUAGCAUCACUCAUUGUAUGCAAUGGCCUACUUUCAUUGAUGCUUUGGCCAAAAGCCCUGAAGGUCCUCCUUCACUUAGAAUCACUGUCCCAUCUUUUAGGCCACCGGUGCCUCCAUUGGUGAAUGUAUCAACUCAUGAGGUUGGCCUUCGGUUGGCGAAUUUCGCGAAGUUUAGGGAUGUCCCUUUUGAAUUCAAUGUCAUAGGGAACAAUUUAGGUCCCUUAUUAGCACCUAAUAAUUCUGAAUUAAGCAAUGAAUCAACUAGUUUUCAUGUUGAGUCAUUGCUGAGUCUAUUGAAUCCUAGUGUGCUAAACCUUAGGGAUGAUGAGGCUUUGGUCAUAAAUUGUCAAAAUUGGCUUCGUUAUUUGUCUGAUGAUAGAAAGGGAAACCACCGAUGCCUUUCUCUCCGUGACGCUUUUUUGAGUUUAAUUAAAGGUCUUAACCCUCAGAUUGUGGUUUUGGUGGAUGAGGAUUGUGAUCUUAGUUCACCAAGCCUCACAUCAAGAAUUGCAACAUGUUUCAACCAUCUGUGGAUACCCUUUGAUGCAUUGGAGACUUUCUUGCCUAAGGACAGUUGCCAGAGGACAGAGUUCGAAUCCGACAUUGGACAGAAGAUUGAGAACAUCAUAGGAUAUGAAGGGCAUCAUAGGAUAGAGAGGUUGGAGUCAGGGAUGCAGAUGUGCCAGAGAAUGAAGAAUGCUGGUUACUUGAGCCUCCCAUUUUGUGAUGAAACGGUUAUGGAAGUUAAGGGUUUGCUUGAUGAGCAUGCUAGUGGAUGGGGGAUGAAGAGGGAAGAAGGCAUGUUGGUUCUCACAUGGAAAGGAAACAGCUGUGUCUAUGCCACUGCUUGGGUCCCCAGUGAAACCAGGGAUCCUAUUGGUUUCGAUGCAACUAUGGCAUAAAACAACUCAUAGUAUGACUCAUUUUUCUUAUAUUCAUUAUUUUAUUGUCACAAAAUUAAAUGUAAUUUAGAAUUAUAUACCAAAUUGUGGCGAUAAAGUAAUGAGUAUAUGAUAUUUGACAGA
Messenger RNA from Arachis ipaensis, 1805 nucleotides. Lineage: Eukaryota; Viridiplantae; Streptophyta; Magnoliopsida; Fabales; Fabaceae. The record is from RefSeq and is a predicted model, not a curated record.